UCGCUGCAACUGGUUUGCCGUCAGCUGCGGGGCGCUUUCCUUUUGUGAAGGGGUCAUUCGUGGCAUCCCUUAACAAUGGGAUAAGCCCUUGCCUCAGUGUCAUAUGGCCAUUCCGGUCAGUAUGUGCUGUACGCCCUUUAAACGCACACUUUCUACUACAUGCUACUUCGCUUUCUAACUCCUCCCUCGAUCUUGGAAGUCAGACUUGAAUUCCGAACUUCCUUACUCAUACUGGCUCCGCUAGCGGAGUUCUGAUCAUCCAGGCCAUAUUAGCAUGUAUGCGUCAAAUUCGGCGUCUCAGUGGGGUUCUCCCACUGCCCCCAGGAAAGCUCUGCUCAUUCAUGCGUUGGCUACGGACUCGAGUACAUGGGAGGGCAUCGCUCAGCUAUUAGUAGCAGAAGGAUUCUUUGUCGUGGCUCCGAAUCUCCUUGGGCAUGCAUGGAGACGGGGCACAGACUUCCGCAUGUCCACCCUUGCAGAGGACCUCCGACCAUACUUCAUCAACGACACGUCCUACGACGUGGUUGUAGGUUCUUCUCUUGGAGGCACGGUGGCCCUUUCGCUCUUGCCAUUCUUGCCCAAAACGAAACAAGUCACUGUCAUACUCCUCGAUCCCCCCCUCGAGUGGGAGACGACAGCCGAAAUGGAGAGAAGUCAGGUUCUGGAAACAAUUGCGAAUGUCAAAAACAUGCAGGAGGUGGCUGAUGAGUUUGGUUGGUCACGACGUGACUGCGUGUUAGCCGCACUAAGCGUUUCAAAGUGCGACCGCACCACUAUCGACGGAAUCUUCUCGCAUAACAGGCCGUGGUCUUUCAGUGGGCUGCUCGAAAACAUCCCCCCUCAUGUGAAGGUCACUGUGCUGGCAGGAGAUCCGGAGGCUGGUGCUAUUUGUCUUCCAGAGCACGUCCCUCGUGACAUUGAGAGACUGAAUGUCAGAGUUCUUCCGGGCGUCGGCCACAUCAUUCAAAUGGAGCGUCCAGAUGCUAUCAUGGACGCAAUCCAACUACCGAGAGCGAAGCUUUGAGCCGUGCGAAGGAGAGGCAGCGUUUCAUGGUUUACUUUGUGUCUACGACUUCCUGUUGGAACCUAGUCUCUGUUCGUACAUGGGGUGUCGUAAAGCAUACAG
Molecule: messenger RNA, 1126 nt
Organism: Suillus subalutaceus
Lineage: Eukaryota; Fungi; Basidiomycota; Agaricomycetes; Boletales; Suillaceae
Product: Alpha/Beta hydrolase protein
Exons: 3
Coding region: 275-1024 (249 amino acids)
Source: RefSeq, a predicted model, not a curated record